AAAAGCUCCGUUUUUGGGUGUGUUUCUUGGCGGGGGGGGAUGGGGACGCGGAUGGCUCGGCAAUAGGAGGGGCAACUCGUUGCGCCGAGGGUUUUGCUGUUGGAUGGAGCAAGGCAAAACGCGGCCCGGGUGCAGGUGGGUGUCGUUUGUUGAGUAAGAAGACCCAAAAGCUCCAGGUUUUGCCUCAUUUCACCCACCGGCUCCGUGCUGGACCUUAUGACUUCACUCCGACGCUGGGAAGAUGACACCCAUGGAUGACUUCAGGCCGGCCUCUCCAGACAGCUUCGCCGAUGAGAAUGACUACGACGACGUGUCGGUGUCGGGGUCGGAUCGUGGCUACAAGCCGCCGGCAUCCAGCGAAGACCUACGGAGCCAGAAGAGCAAAGGAGUCACAGGAGUCUACACCCUGGCGGGGAAACCGCCGUCGUCAGAUCCUUCCCCAGUGGGGAACCCCAAGCCCAGCAGCGGAGGCCAGCAGCCGUCGGUGGCCGUCCUCUACGUGUUGGUGGCCCUGAGCUUCGUGGCGUGGGUGCUGCUGCUGGCGCUGGCCGUGGUGAAACAGGUGGAAAUCAUGGCGCAGCUGGAGCUCUUGAGGUCGAACUACUCCGAGACCCAAACGAACAUGCUGCAGGAGCUGUUGGAUUCCCGGAGGGAGCAGGCGCGGAUGCGGAGCGGGAUGCGCAGUUACUACCGGGAGCUGCAGGACGUGGCAGCGCACAUCUGCAAAGAGCUCCCGAAGGAGAGUUGCUUGGCGGGUUGGAAGAUCUUCAAGGGGAGCUGCUACUCCUUCUCCACCGAGAGGAUGAACUGGUGGGAAGCCAAGGAGACCUGCAGCGACCAAGAUGCUCACCUGGUCAUCAUCAACUCGGAGCAGGAGCAGGGCUUCCUGAAGAACAGCAUUAACAGCAGCAACACGUACUGGCUGGGCGUGACGGAUCAGGAGCAGGAGGGCACCUGGCUCUGGACAAACGGCGACGCCGUCAGCACCAGCUACUGGAUCACAUGGCAGGAGAACAGGGACCGUGAUCAGAAGGACUGCGGCACGAUGGGGCCCAAUGGCAUGUGGGCCGACGAGCGCUGCUCCCGCCUGCACCACUGGAUCUGCGAGAAGUCCUGGUCCUGCUGACUUCCCCCCAAAAGCUUUUCCAUUUACAGACAGUUCCCAAUCCGUGAGUAAAAAAAAAAAAAAAUAAUAAUCAAACAAACAAGCCAAAAAAAAAAAAAAAAAAGCCCAUGGCAGGCUUUUCCCUCUCGGGACCUGGACAAAGUUUAAAGGGUAAAAAAAGAAAAAGCUCUCUGUAAAAAGGUGAAAACCCGCUCAUGGGUGCAAGGAGAGCCCGCUUCUCCCCACUGCUGCAUUCCCCCCAGCUCUGUACGAAUCCCCUUUGCCCCUUUCCACUUUCACAAUCCUUUUUUCCUGUGUUUCUCUGCCUGGCUGUGGACUGGCAUCAAAUUAAAACCGACCCGGAACCCCCAGGUUCUGCUCAGAACCCCCCGCAUCCCCUCACCCUGCAUGUCAACACCCAAUAAAUCCUUUUUAUUUUUCAA
This is a messenger RNA of Numida meleagris (helmeted guineafowl), 1548 nucleotides long. RefSeq names its product CD209 antigen-like protein C. The record is from RefSeq and is a predicted model, not a curated record. Lineage: Eukaryota; Metazoa; Chordata; Aves; Galliformes; Numididae. The transcript has 10 exons. The coding region runs from base 242 to 1126 and encodes 294 amino acids.